AUGGCUCCGACCUGCUUCAGUGGGUGCGCUUCUCAAUACCGUGCGCUGCCGGAGCUUUUCAAAGGCAAUCGAGGAUGUUUGCGAGGGAUCAAGAAGCAGAUCGGAGAAGCGGCACCUGCGGCACCGGUCGCAGAGCCAGAGCCCCCUUCGGAUGGGAGGGCCUCCGCAGUUCCGCAGCUCAGCUGCCCAGGGCUGAUUUCACGGAGCCAGUCUGCCGUCAGCAGCGAUGCCCACGUGAGCGUCAGCGACGUCGAGCGGCCCACACUUCUGCGAUCUGCCAAGGCACUCUCUCCACAAGGUGACCACGAGAAAGUUGGAGAGAAGAUCGCUAGUCUACCUGUGAGUCCUCGGGACAUCGACAGCUCUCUGGCCGCCCUGACCACGGCGACUUCCGAAGAAGUGGAUGCGCACGAGGAUGCUGGCUCGCCUACGCAGAACCCAUGGCCGACGCUCGGCUGCUGCAACGCCGUCGGGCCGAGCACAGCACCACGGUCUCCGCAAUGGGAUUCCGACUGGAUGUGGCAUGCUUCUGCGCAAGUGGGUGCUGGCCUUUGGACUGGUAGCAAACAAGCUGCCCUUUUCCUGGGGAGCCAGCUGCACAACGCGGCUACUCUGGCGCAGCCCCACAUUACGUCGUUUGCAGGCGCUGCUACAGAUGCACUGCAGUCAGCUGCAGCUGAGACCAUGGAAGGCAUCAGAGCUCUCGGGCCACGACGGCCCCGUGCUUCGCGGGCAAGCCUCACGAACGGGAAAAGACGCGGAGAUCUUCAGCCGCCGCUCCUGGUCGCGCCAAUUCUUCCACCACUUCCUGAGUUGAAUGCCUUUGCACCGGAACAGCCUUGGUCUAGCGUGGCUGGCAUGGCUCCGGGACCGGGACUUCAUGGAUAUCCAGGACCAGCAUCUCUGCCAGCUCCGUUUGCGCACGCACAGUCCCUGGCAUGGCCGAGAAGCCAGUCUUUUGCAACGUCCACUCCAUGGCAGGGCACUUCCGCACAGCACCUCGCGCCUUCAAUGCUCAGGACCUCUGCCCAGCCGCAGUCUGCUCCGGCCAGCUUCCACCUCUCGGAAGAUACAAACGUUUGGGCGACCAAUGGGAAUGGGAUGUCUUGGGGCACACCCGGACCGAGGCCUGGUCAAGCUCAAGCUCCUGUUGGGCCCAUCGUGCGCCAAGCAACUGUUCUAAGAAGCACGCUGGGGGAGAGGCGGCCACUAACAGAGAGCCGCAUCAGACCCAGCUGA
This is a messenger RNA of Symbiodinium sp. CCMP2592, 1239 nucleotides long. NCBI's taxonomy places the organism in Eukaryota, Dinophyceae, Suessiales, Symbiodiniaceae. The record is from the annotation of a GenBank genome assembly.